Vitrella brassicaformis is the source of this 3012-nucleotide messenger RNA. NCBI's taxonomy places the organism in Eukaryota, Vitrellaceae. The record is from the annotation of a GenBank genome assembly.
CCCCUCUUUCCUUUUGUGAUUUCCCGUCUUACUGCCCUGCCUGUGUAGCAGCCCUCAAACCUGGUGAUUGCUGCUGCAGAUCUCUGUGUGCGACACGACCUGACCCCGGUAAGCAAUCGAGGAGCCAGCCUGGCGACGUGGCCUCGUGCAUGGCACCUGCCGCCCUCCCUGCCCAUGGACACUGGAGGCUUCGGGCGACUGGCGGUAGGGCAGAUCACGCCGACACGCACACCAGACUGACGGGCAGGCUGGGCAGGGAGGAUGGUCGAUGUGGUGUGUGCUGUGUUUGUUGUGCGUGCAGCGGAUAGCGAGCAGUGAGAGACAGGCGACGAAGCCCUUCAUUGUGGCCUGGUGGCUCUCGCUAUUCAGCCUCUUCGUACUCGCAGCGUCACACUGCUACCUUGGUCCGUGCCUUGCGGCGCACGUGCGCCUACACCCAGGCAGCCAGGCAGCCUCUGAAUGUCUCGUCUGUGCUGUGCUUGCAGGGGUGUACUUGAGGAUAACCCUUGCUGAGGUCGGGGGAAGGGAAAGACACAAACCAAACACAGACAGACAGACAGACAGACCGACAGACGGACGGACGGACAGCGGUGGCUUGUGUGUGAUUGUGUGUUUGAACAGACUGUGUUUGGACUGUUGACGCUGGCAUGGGGACUGAUAUCAGCCAAAGUGCGAUCACACAUCGGCAUGAAUCGCUUCAUAGCCAUGUCAGUGAGCGAAUCGAACCACCCAAACAGACAGACAGACAGACAGACCGACAGGCUCUCGCCUCACCCGUGUGUGUGUUUGGUGUGUAUGGUAUGGUGCAGGGUGUUUGUGAAUAUGGUGUGUGUGGGUAUAUGGGCGAUGUCGAUCCACUAUGCCUUCGGCCACCACACGCUGGUGCGGUUCAAGUUUCAACGGGGACACCCUGCUAUGGUGCCCACCGGACCCACACACGCACCACUGUGGUACGCAGUGGGCACACUCUUUCGCACACACCCCACACAGAACUACUUUAGGAGACUGACUGACGGACAUCACACAACACGCCGAUUGUGUGUCAUUCAUUCUGUGUUAGGUAUUCGGUGUUGUCAUUGAGCGUGGCGUCAUCGGUGUCUUUGGUCAUGAACCACAUACUCAUGCUGCCCUUCGCGUUCGUGCUCAUGUAAGUGAGCCACUCACUGCAUUGAUUGCAAUGCACGCCCAGAGAGACUCGACGAAGUCACAUGCAUGGAUGGGAUGGCCUUACCUGACCUGCUCAGGAGGCGUUUUCGGGAGAGUCCCUAUUGUCCCACUUACAUACUGGAGGCCGCUAGACGAGACCUCGCUACUGCUCUAGAGGUGGGUGCGGCAGACACACACACACACACACAGACAAGAGCCCAUCAAUGAAUGCAUUUAACGCUCCCCGUCUCCCUCCCCUGUGUGUGUGGAUGCAGCAAGAGCAGCAGGCGUGGAACGCGAUGGACGAGGCCGUCAUCGACGAGGAGAAGUCUCACCAGCUCUCACUCGCCGUCACUCACACCUGUGGCAGCACCGCCACCAGCACCAACAGCAUCGGCAUCGGCGAGGCACAGGCCUGCACCCUCUCCCUCAUCUCCACACCCAGCACCAGCUUCUUCGCAGCCGACUCACCGCGCCGGGCCAGCACCGAGCUCACCCCCUCCUCCCUUGGCGGCGUCAGCUCAGUGGAACAGGACGAGUGCAGACGAUUUGUGCAGCACUACGAGCGAUCGGUUGACGAGGUCAGUGAGCUACCGAUCCAAUCCACACAUAUAUAUGGGCGCUCAACAAGAAGGGUGGCUGUGGCUGGCUAUGUGUCGAUAUAUCGGUCAGAUCGUUGCGUCUGGUCGAUUGCCGCGCACGAUUGAUGGUGUGGAGGCGACGACGGAAGAGGCGUUCGAGACCGAGAGGGUCGUGGUGUCCUUCCCGCCGUGCGAGAGCGAGGAGGCACAGCUCCAGGACGACACCGACAGCAACGGCAAUGACAUCCCCACCAUCUCGGUCGCCCCGCCAACCGAAUCUGACCUGGCUCUCCCGCGACUCCCGGCAGCCAUUUCCCUCUCAAUCCACUCCCUCCACUCCACCUUUACCCCCCCACCGGCGCAGUGGCCGCGGUGUACGGUCCUCAUGUCGCCUGUUGGGUCGGUCCUCAGCGACACGGACGACAGCAGCCCGGCGCCGCCACACCACGGCGACUUUCCCACUGCUGUCGACAAGACAGCCAUGGGUUCUGCCGGCUGUGUGGGUGUGGAGCACCAUCAGCAGCAGAUUGCGAGGGAGAGGGGGAACAGCAGCAGCAGCAGCGGGCGUCUUGGCGGACUGGCCAACACGUUGCGGCAGUGGGGCGUGAUGGACGGCGAUGAAGACGAUGACGAUCACGUGUAUGAUGGCGAUGUUCCCUGCCCCUCCCCGCCUUCCCAUGCAGCAGCAGCAGCAGCAGUGGUGGAUCACGUGUGUGGUUAUGGCUGUGGUGGUGGGCCCACACGCGGGCACGGGGCGGGGCUCGCACACUCGACCCAACAGGUGUUGAGUGUGGGGGCGGGGGCAGGGGCGGGGGGGAGGUAGCAGAGAUGGAUGGAUGGAUGGAUGGAUGGGAUGGCGUACAACUGUCUGGCUGACUGACUGACUGACUGACUUUCGGGCAUGUGCACAUCAUUCGUGUGGAUGAGUGAGCGAGUGGGUGAAUGAAUGAUGCUCCCUCUCUGUGUCUGUGAAUGUUGGGGAAACGCGUGUGUGUGUGUGUGUGUGAUGUGGCAUAUCGGUGUAUCGGUGUAUCUGUGCAUCCCUCCAUGCAUCCACCCAACCUCCAUGUCCAUGCAGUCAGUGAGUAUCCACACACACACACACACACACCCGUCCAUCCAUCCAUCCAUCCAUCCACCACGAGCUCUGUACCCAUCCCUCCAGUCUUCCAUUCGCUGGGCUGGCAGACAGCUGCUAAUUCACACACGCAUGCCUUGCGACACACACACGUCGAUGAGUGAUUGAUCUUGAUUGAUGGAUGGAUUGGAUGAGUGUCUGAAGGAG